UUGCGCAAAGGCAUCGUGUACAUAAGUAAGGCGCGCGAGGGAGGCGCGAGUUUCUAUAAUCCUUACAGCGAUGGCCGCGCCGCGCGUUGUGUUGUGCCUGUUCACAGUGUCAGUGCUGGCCGGGACUCAUGCCAAGCCAAUGUUCGGCUCCCUAAUGUGCGACCUCUUCUGCGAAGACUACGAAGACGGUCUGCCGAGCACCACGACCAGCCUCGAGGACCUCAUGGACUUCAUGUGGGAUCCUUGCGGCAACUGUCCGACGGAUAGACCGAGUAGGGUGACCACUACAGCGGCGCCACCGGCUGGGGUGCCCCCGGCUGGGUUGCCGUUCGGCAGGAACCCUUACAGCUUUGUUUUUCCGCCGUCAGCGAUGGGCAUGAACAUCACAGUGCUGCCCCCUAUCGCCCCGAACGGGGGGCAAGUGUUCCAGAUCCUGCCCUGGGUGCCGGCCACCCCCGCCCCCGCGCCCGCCCCCGAGGCUACGACUGCCGCCCCCGCCGCCGCCACCACGGCUGCUGGUGCCACGGCUGCCCCUACCACCGCUGCGGCGUAGUACUGGUGACUGAUAGGCCCUGGGUAGAUGACGAAAAACGAAGUUUCGGAGCGCUGCUGCGCGAACCACAACUCAAUCUCGUUGUAUUUAACGUGCCGAUUGGGACGAGAGCUCUCGUUCAUUCGUUUUUCGUCAGUAUAGAGUAUCCCUUCUGUAUUGACGUUAUUGCCCGUAACAUCUCGGUGAAUAGUAGGUAUAUUCAAGGAUAUGUUUUGGGUAUUUCACUAAGAAUAUGAAUGAGCAUGGGACCGAGGCUACUAGGAUAAUAGAAGUCAGUGUUUGUUCAUCUUGCGAUAUAGUUGUAGAGUAGAGCUCUGUGAAUAAAAGUGUGAAAAUGAUAAUUGUUAAAAUCUUGUUUGGGGCAUUGGACGUGUUGGUGACUCUCAAACAUCGUUGUCGGUUUGGCUAUGGCUAUUAAGUUUGUAUUUUUCUUAGAGUCCUUUAAAUUACUUGCCACUCCGAUUGAAAGUUUACUAUCGUAGGUUUAUGGUUGGAUGAUUGUUAUUUUCCUGCGUAUUGAUUUGCAGUUUUCCUGUCAGCCUCUUACCUCUGUUGGGUAAAUAUAAGUUAAUUCCCACUUUUUUUAAUGAUAGGCAAUGUUUUAUUAUUUUAUUCCGCUUAUUCUACUUUUGUUUGCUUACCAUUACUAACACCCACCCUUUAGAUUCAGUUUUCUCUAACCUUGGCAUAAUUCAACUAUUCUAGAUAUUUAUUACGAUUAUCUGCCAAGUAAUUAUUUAAUGUACAGUUCAUCCUUCAAUUUAUUUAACCAGCAGUUGCAUGUGUUGUUUUACAUUUAUCAUUAUCUACAAUUUGCCUCAUUAGAUACAGUAUUAUUAAUUAGUUUUUGUACAAUGAUACAGUGUUCUUGCAGCAUACUAUGUGACCAUGAAAGCCUGAAAUUCAUGAAAGGCAUUUCAUAUAUUAUAACUUCUGUCGGAAAGGUAAGGUAGUAGGUACUUGCGUGUGUGAAAACCUAUGUUAUGCAGUAAUCGUAGGUUUCUGUAUGAGCUUUGACCACCACUGUAUUGUACUUAGUUAGUAAUCAAUUAGGUAAGUACUUAUACUUUUUUCUAAAUUAAUCAUUAGGUACUUACCUAGAUCAAAAUCAUCUAUCAUAGCAAAAUCAUAUUGAUUUUAUUACUAAUUGCACACUUGAUUACAUUGUCUUAUUUAGUUUUAUAUAAAGGCACCAAACCAAUUGUACAUAAACAGCUUUAUUUGUAUAAAGUACAACAAAUAGUUAAAUUUUAAGUUAAAAAUAAUAAAGUGUUAUUGUUACAAAAUCGUAUUGAUUGCACCUAC
Molecule: messenger RNA, 1858 nt
Organism: Plutella xylostella (diamondback moth)
Lineage: Eukaryota; Metazoa; Arthropoda; Insecta; Lepidoptera; Plutellidae
Source: RefSeq, a predicted model, not a curated record